GCUCGGACACACCCAAUGGUUUCAAGCCAAGUCCCGUUAUGAGGAAUGGGAAAGUGAAACCAGACGUCUCGAUAGACUGAUAGAGGAUGAUAAGAGACAGUCCGGCUGUCGCAGAUACACCUCCCCCGAUUUCACUCACCGACUUUCGUUUACAGUCAUCUUCGUUCGUAUUACCGCUCGGACACACCCAAUGGUUUCAAGCCAAGUCCCGUUAUGAGGAAUGGGAAAGUGAAACCAGACGUCUCGAUAGACUGAUAGAGGGACAGAUACCAGACAGUUCGUGAACAGAGAUGCAGUUAUAAUUCAAGGCGAGUUAUUUUUCUAAUACCACAAAUUGAGAAUAUAAAAUGGCUGGGUGCAACACAGACUGCGUUGAGAAGCCUAUGGCAAGGGGAUUUGAAAUACUUGGGCGUUUUGUUGGUAGACACCCCUGGUGUUUUAUUAUUCUUCCAAUGUUGAUUUCUGCGUGUCUUGGCGGAGGAUUUUACUUCCUUGCGGACAGAGAAGCAAACGGCAUUGAAGAGAUGUUUACACCUAUGAAUGGACCGGCGAAAGACGAACGACGAGUAGUUAAAGAAUACUUUCCACAGAAUGAUAACGAAUUCUCUCGUUUGCGGCUCUAUACUGAAGGGACCUUUGCAUCUCUCAUAAUUGUUACGCCUACAGCAAAUAUCCUCACAAUUCCUGCUUUUACUAAAAUUGUUGAUAUUGACAGGGAAGUGAAAGCCAUUGAAGUAGGAACAUUUAAUUUCUCAAAUCUUUGUGUUAAGAAAGGUGAUGUGUGCGUGUCAAAUUCAAUCUUUGAUAUUGUAAAAACUCCCAAUGUUACCACAACAACUAUUGAUUACCCGUAUCAUGACAACAUUUUCAUCGCAUCUGAAAUUGGUGGUGUGAAACUGAAAACUGGGUCAACUGAAAUUGAAAGCGCAAAGGCAAUUCGACUUUUUUACUUCUUAAAAGAAGACAACCAGACUGUAACUACGAUGUGGCUGCAGAAGUUUAUAGAGACUGCGUCGAUGAUGCAACAAGAAGGCAUGAACAUAUCUUACUUUACAUCAAUAUCAAGAGAAGAAGAGUUUGAGAAGAGCUCUGACUCCAUCAUUCCCCUCUUCUCAUUGACCUAUGCCCUGGCCAUCACUUUUUCAAUCACAUCUUGUAUAAGGUUGGACUGUGUUAGGAACAAGGUGUGGGUGGCGACCUUUGGUGUCCUCUCAGCUGGUAUGGCAGUGUUGUCCAGUUUUGGGUUGUUGCUGUACUGUGGGAUGCCCUUCUCUAUGACUGUGGCAACAGCUCCAUUCCUGAUUCUGGGAAUUGGUGUUGACGACAUGUUCAUCAUGAUUUCUUGCUGGCAGCAGACUCAAGUUCAUGGCGACGUAGAGGAUCGUAUGGCGGCUACAUACAAAGAGGCAGCUGUUUCUAUCACCAUCACAACACUAACUGAUGCCCUGGCUUUCUAUAUUGGUCUGUUAACUCCCUUUGGUUCUGUACAGUCCUUUUGUAUGUAUACUGGCACAGCUGUGCUCUUCUGCUACUUGUACAACAUCACCUUCUUUGGUGCAUUUCUGGCACUGAAUGGAAGACGUGAAAAGAGCAACAGACAUUGGCUGACCUGCAUGAAGGUUCCAGAACCAGAGGAGAAUUCUGAAAAGUACAAUAUCUGCUGUGUAGGGGGAGCUUAUGAUCAUGGAACGGGAAAAGAGGAACCAAUGCCAAUUAACAACUUCUUUAAGACGUACUAUGGUCCAUUUCUAACAAAUAAUUGGACCAAGGGGUUUGUGAUCCUGCUCUAUGCUGGAUAUUUGGGCUCAAGCAUCUAUGGUUGCUUCCAAAUCAAAGAGGGCAUAGACCUUAAAAACCUAGCAGCUGAUAGCUCAUAUGUGGGUAGCUAUUAUGAUAAUGAGGAUGAAUUAUUUUCAGAGUAUGGUCCAAAUGUUAUGGUUGUUGUGACAGACAGUGAGUUUCAAUAUUGGAAUGAAAGUGCUCGGAAUAGUCUUGAUGUUUGUCUCAAAAGUUUUGAAGAUCUGAAACUGGAUGGUCGAUCAUUGAUUGCUAAAGAUAUGACCUUAUCUUGGCUUCAUAUAUAUGUGAACUCAAGGGCAGUUACAAAUCCAAAUGACCAAACUGUUUUCAUGAAUAGUUUACCUGCAUUUUUACAACCAUCAGGUUUCACACAAGAUGUGAAUUUUACAGACAACACAAUAUAUGCCUCACGUAUGUUCAUUCAGACAGUCAAUGUCAGUACAGCUGUUGAUGAAAAGAACAUGUUGAAUGAGCUUCGAGAGACAGCUAAUGAUUGUCCAGUAAAGUUGGUUGUUUACCACCCUGCUUUCAUAUACUUUGACCAAUAUGCAGUCGUUGUUAGUAACACCAUCCAAAACAUUGUAGUUGCCACUCUUGCCAUGCUGGUGAUCUCCCUCCUGUUGAUUCCCAACCCAAUAUGUUCUCUGUGGGUGACCUUUGCCAUUGCCUCUGUCAUAGUGGGUGUUGCUGGUUUCAUGGCAUUUUGGCAUGUCAAUCUAGACUCUGUAUCCAUGAUCAAUCUUAUCAUCUGCAUCGGUUUCUCAGUGGACUUUUCCGCUCACAUUUCCUAUGCCUUUGUCUCUAGCAAUAAGAGAACUGCUAAUGAGAAGGCCAUAGAUGCUGUCUAUCACUUGGGGUAUCCUAUCAUACAAGGAGCUGUGUCUACUAUCUUAGGAGUGGUGGCCCUGUGUGCAGCUGAGAGCUACAUCUUCAGGACCUUCUUUAAGAUCAUGUUCUUGGUCAUUUCGUUCGGGGUACUUCAUGGCAUCGUUUUCAUCCCUGUGUUUUUGACCUUCUUUGGAAUCUGUGGAGACAAAGUUGGUAAUAAAGAAGAUGUGAAAGGUAGACCUAUCACCUUGUCUCAAAUAGGUCACAUGUUGGUCACUCAAACCAGGUGACUCCAACAUGAAGAGUAAUAUAUGUUCAAUCUGUUCAUGACAUAGUCCCAAGAUUAUAAAUAAGUUAACAAGUCAGUUCAUUAAAACAACAUUCAUACAUUUUAAUUUUUUAAUAUGUAUUCGUGAGGAAUCUGUUGCUUUCAUUUAUUUCAUUUUAGAAAUUGUUUGUAAUGUAAAUACUAUCUCGAUUGUUAUUACAAUGUGAAUAUAUUUACCUUUUUUAAAAAGUUGUAAUUUAUUUAAAAAGCUAAUGAUAGUAUCACUGCUCUUUAAUAAGCUUUUACGUUUACGUAUCGGUCUCAAGGACUUUCUACAGAAGCUCAGACGAAGGCCUUGAGGCCGACACGUAAAGCUUAUUAAAGAGAAGUGAUACUACCAAGAGCAGUGUGUGUGAGGUUUCUUUUUUACUCAUCUUAUUCAACUGUUACCAUGCACCUGCAACUUAGAUAGCUCAGAUGUGCCUUUUUUGAAUUUUGAUUUAAAAAGCUAAUACAAUUAUUUCAUUUUCUAUAUUUCUUCAAAGAGCAGAUAAUCACUAUAGAUGUGAUAGUUAGUAACAGUGCAGAGUUUCUAUAUUAAACUUAUGUCACCUCUUUAUCUGUUCUCCUAGUUCUAGAGAUUCACACUCUUCAUACACAUUGUAAAUGAACCUGUGUGUCAGUGUUCAUCACCACCACAAUGUAUCAUGGCACGGCAAUAAUGACUAUGCUUCCUGCUGCCUACUUCUGUUUCUAAGGAAACCAGAGAAGUCUGUAUGUAUAUAAAAAAAGUAAAUAACUGAACUAUUAUAAGGAAACCAGAGAAGUCUGUGUCACGCCCUGACCUUAGAGAUCCUUAUUAUUCUCUAUGUUUGGUUAGGUCAGGGUGUGACUCGGGUGGGAAAUUCUAUGUUUUCUGUUUUUUUGUU
This is a messenger RNA of Salvelinus namaycush (lake trout), 3825 nucleotides long. Its product is annotated as patched domain-containing protein 3-like. Bases 348 to 2918 code for a protein of 856 amino acids. Gene Ontology annotation, cellular component: membrane. Lineage: Eukaryota; Metazoa; Chordata; Actinopteri; Salmoniformes; Salmonidae. The transcript is spliced from 4 exons. The record is from RefSeq and is a predicted model, not a curated record.